This is a messenger RNA of Hyaena hyaena (striped hyena), 728 nucleotides long. It is a transcript of the gene CUNHXorf65, whose product is annotated as chromosome unknown CXorf65 homolog. The record is from RefSeq and is a predicted model, not a curated record. The coding region runs from base 165 to 692 and encodes 175 amino acids. The transcript is spliced from 6 exons. Lineage: Eukaryota; Metazoa; Chordata; Mammalia; Carnivora; Hyaenidae.
UCUGGGCCUCUUCAGCCUAUGUAAUCCAUCUACCCUUCUAGACCCCCAACCCUAUGGGCCCACUUGCACACAUACACCCCCCCCCCACCCCGGGACAUUUAGAAUACUCUCCUUCCGAAUGACUCAUCAGGCCCCUAUCUGAAGAGUGAGAAGGUCUUGACAGCAUGUUCAUUUUCAUCAUACAUGGAGAUAAUGAGCAGUUUCUGGCCAAUAUCAAUUGCUCUGUCCUUCUGUUGAUGCAUUACACCCGCAGAAAAGUAGGGUUGCCUAAAACAGACACCAUUGACUUGUGUGAUGAAACGGGAACAAUGAAGAUGUUUUUCGUGCUGAAGACUCCUGGAGACUAUGCCAGCAAAUUUCUUACAGCUCGAAGCACAUACUACGUUUGUAAGGUGGAGCGUGGAGCACGAGGAACCCGACUAGAGAAUGCCUACAAAGCUUUUGUGCCCCUCCUGAAGAAUCCAGAACCUGAGCUACUUGACAACUUGCGUGCACAAUGUGAUGUCAUGGAGAAGAAUCGAUUGAAAACGCUUAAAAGCCAAGAAGCCAAGAAAGUUGUGAUCGAAUCCACUGUGAACAUCCCAUCUAAAUCAACGGGAAGAUCAGAUGAAGAAGGGCCCCCUCCCCCUCGCAGGGGCCUGACCUUUAAGACCCGAGCAGACGUUUUCAGUAGAAAGGAUAGACAUCGCUAACUAAAUAAAGUGGCCAAGUGACAGCAGUUAACACUA